Messenger RNA from Anolis sagrei ordinatus, 2092 nucleotides. RefSeq lists its product as uncharacterized. The record is from RefSeq and is a predicted model, not a curated record. Lineage: Eukaryota; Metazoa; Chordata; Lepidosauria; Squamata; Anolidae.
UCUGCAAAGCUGGAGGAGCAAAGGAGCUGCAUUUGAUCUCCUCCAAGACCAGGAGCCAAAGGGGAGAAAAAGAGCCAGGUGCACAAUGAAGUUCUAUUCAUUCACCACCUUUGGUCUACUACUUAGUUCACUUGUAUCCACUACUCUCCAAAGCAGUAGCACCACGAUGAUGGGAACGUCUACUCCUCGCCCUGACAGCACCACCUUAUCACUGCUCUUGAACCACACCAGGUCGACUCCUGGCCUGGCCAGAGAAGCCACCACAGGACUGGCCAAUGAGAACACCACAUCUCCGACAGGAUUUGUUGAAAGAACCACUGUGGCAUUGGCCACCAAUGUCACACCUACAGCAGAUGCCGUCACCAAUGUCACUACACCACCAACGGGCACCACUGCACUGUUAGUCAACAACAACAACACUACGUCUCUUUCCAGCACCAUCAAAUCUUUGGCCACACCACUAGCCAACGAUACCACUAUGUUGCUAGAAAGCAAAACCACCAUAUCAGCUUCUACUCUGAUACACACCAUAUCAUCGAUUGGGAAAACUACAAUAUCAUCCAACAACACAUUUUUUUCCAGCACCAUCAAAUCUCCGGCCAAGAAUGCUACCACACCACUAGCCAACAAUACCACUACGUUGCUAGAUAACAAAACUACCAAAUCAACUUCUACCCUGAUGAACACAUCACCAAUCAGUAAAACUACAGUAUCAUCCAACAACAUGACGUCUCAUUCCAGCACCACCAAAUCCCCAGCCAAGAAUGCUACCACACCACUAGCCAACAAUACCACAACGUUGCUAGAAGACAAAACCACCAUACCAACUACUACCGUGAUGACCACCACAUCACCAAUUGGGAAAACUACAAUAUCAUCCAGCACCAUCAAAUCUCUGGCCAAAAAUGCUACCACACCACUAGCCAACAAUACCACUAUGUUGCUAAAAAACAAAACCACCAUAUCAACUUCUACCCUGAUACACACCAUAUUAUCGAUUGGCAAAACUACAAUAUCAUCCAACAACAAUACGUCUCUUUCCAGCACCGUCAAAUCUCAGGCCAAGAAUGCUACCACACCACUAGCCACCAAAACCACUACAUUGCCAAAAAACAAAACCAUCACAUCAGCUUCUACCCUGAAGAAUACCACAUCAACUAUCAGUAAACCUACAAUAUCAUCCAACCAGGAGACGAAUUCCACCAUGUCUACUCCUCGCUUAGCCAGCAGCACUAUAGGUAUUUCUACUAGGCUGGCAAACACGACAACAGUGAAAGUGUCUGCUGCAAAAACCACUAAGAAUGGGAACACUGCUGUAUCGGCACCUUCGUUUCUUGCAUUUGCACUGCUUGCUCUUGCAGGACUUUGCUUAUAAGAAAGCUUUCUCUAUUUGUCUGCUGCCGUUCGAGAAGGGAAGCAGCAGACUUCCUCUUCUCUCUUGACCACUCUUCAAUCAGUUCUUUGAUCAGUUUGACUAUAUUUUUACGCAGCACUCUCAGUCUCUUAAUGGAACAAUCAUCUGAAUUCACAUCCAAAUCAGGAUUCAAAUGAUCACCACAUUCAAAUCCAAACAUUACAGAGGAGAUGGAUUAUUUGAAUAGGUGAACUAUAGUUUAAGGACAGCCACAGUUUUCAACCUAUCCAAUGAUCCUUCCUAAAAAGUUAUUAGUAAAUGGUCCGUUAUUUCGAGAUGAACCGGAGACCACUACUAGCUCAAACUGCAUCUGACGCCAGUUCCCAGAAUCUGGGAAUGUUAUUCUUUUUUGGACAACAAAGCCACCAGGCUUGUGGGCUGGGGAUUCUGGGAACUAUAGGUAACAUUGCAAAGUGGAAAAAGCAAUUCAUCGUCUUAUGUUACUUGGGGAUGAGAGGGAAUGGAGGCAUAUUUACGAAAUAUCUAUGUAUGUAUGUAAGGCCACCAGCCCAGUGACACUCCUCUUUGAGCUAAGCUCAGCAGGUGAUGUAUUAGCUCUGGAAUUGGCUAAAUUAAGAAAGGAAAUCAUUAUGGCCUUUGCCCCUAUUAGCUAAGGCUUUCAUGCCCAGAAUCACUCAUUUGUUGUACGCAUUUCAGACUGUCUGGCCAUGUUCCCAA